UCUGUUCUUAAUAAAACAGUAAAAUCACCUUGUAAACACAGUUACUUCUUUGUUACAGAAAUGACAAACAAACCUGUUGUUCCACAAAAUUCGCAGACACCAACAGAUGAUACAGUUGAACGAUUUGAUCCACAGUCGAUAAGCUUACGAGCCCAGAAGAAGCUAGUCGGGAGUUUACCGAAAGGAAUCAUUAAAUUAUUUCUUGACGAAUCAUCGGCUCGUCUGUUUGAAAAUAUAUUUAGUCUGAUCAAGCAAUACACAGGAUCUAGCAAACUGGCUGCUUAUUUAACGAAACAAGCGAUUAAAUUAAACGUUAAAGCUCUAAUCUUGAUAUCCAAUAACAUUUUAUCAGAUGAAGAACUGAAUCAUGCCUACGAAUUCCAUGAGAAAUGUCAUCAAGUAGCUGAGAUCAGCCUCCGGUUAGGUCGACCAAAACGGCGCUUAUUGCCGGGCGUUGAGCCUUCAAUCGAUAAACUGAUUCAAAUGAUGAAAGAAGCGAAUCAGACAUUAGUAGAUGCUGUAAAACAACACAUUAGUCAGGCUUCACAGGAUAAAUUCAAGGAAUUUUCUGACUUUUUUUGUCAGCGUGAAUUUGUUGUUGAAGUGUUCACAAAUAAAAACAAAUAUGCAGCCCAUAUGGAGAAAAUUUACGACGACCUUGAAGAUAUGAUGGAUCGAGGUUUAUUUUAAUGUUAGAAACAAGAAAUAAACAAUAACUGUUUUCAAAAAAAAAACAGACAGAAACAUUAUAAUUUCUACCUGAAACAAGAUGACAAUCAUAAAUAUGUUUCAAAUGCUGCUGUGGGGCUCAAUCAUAUGUAAACUCGCAUAUACAAAAUUAAGUCGUUAUUAUUAUGAAUGUAUUUUUAAGUAAAUUGUCAUUUUAUGCUUGAAAGAUAUUUUAAUUAUAACCUAGCAUAACUACAAUCAGUGUUUACCUUAUUUCUAUUAGACUCCUCCCUAAGGUGAAUGAACUAAUUGGAGGUGUCAUACGU
Molecule: messenger RNA, 995 nt
Organism: Trichobilharzia szidati
Lineage: Eukaryota; Metazoa; Platyhelminthes; Trematoda; Strigeidida; Schistosomatidae
Source: the annotation of a GenBank genome assembly